AUGGACGCUUUCCAUUAUGACUUAUUACAAAACGACAAAUAUGGUCGUUAUUUAGUCGCGAAAAAGGAUUUGGAAGGGAGUGAAUUAAUAUUUACGGAUUUACCCUUCGUUGUUGGACCGAAACCAGAUAUUCCACCGUUAUGCCUCGGUUGUUACUGUCCUGUGGACAACACGCUGUGCUCCCGCUGCGGGUGGCCAGUUUGCAACUCUGAAUGCGAGCAAUCACCUCAUCAUGUAGAGGAGUGUGAGGUCUUCUCUAGCGCCCAAGUGCGCUUCCAACCUGUGGAGGAUUGGACUGCCAGUGCACCUCAACUUGACUGUAUCACACCAUUAAGAUUACUUUUAGCAAAAGAGAAGGACCCAGUAAGAUGGCAGCAGGAAUUAGAUGUUAUGGAGGUGCAUUCGAAGGCUCGCCAACAGCGAAACACGUGGCGAGUUGAUCAAGUGAACAUUGUUGAUUUUCUGAUCGACCACUGCAAACUUGGAGGAAGGUUCAGCAAAGAACUGGUGCAGAAGGCUUGCGGAAUUCUUGAGGUGAAUGCUGUGGAGAUACCUUCGCGGGGCGGCUUCAGUGUACGGGCAGUGUACCCUCGGCUGGCAAUAGCGGCUCAUAGCUGCGUUCCCAACAUUGUUCAUACCAUACUUCAGAAUGAUUACAAGGUUGAAGUACGAGCAGCAGUACCAAUAAAAAAAGGCCAGCCACUACAUCUGUGUUACACUCACGUACUCUCACAAACUAUAGUUCGACGUGAAUAUUUACUCGACUCAAAGUUCUUCCACUGCGACUGUCCACGUUGUGCCGAUCCUACAGAGUUAGGAACACACUUAAGUACUUUGAAAUGUAACAAAUGUGAUAAUGGCAUUAUUUUGUCCACAAAUCCUUUAGAUAACGACGCGCAGUGGUCGUGUACGGAAAAAUCGUGUGGAUUUAAAACGUCCGGUGCGGCGAUGCGCAAAAUGUUAGCAGUUGUGCAAGCAGAAGUCGAUCAACUAGAUGCUUUAGAACCUGGUCCCCAGGCCAUUGAACAAAGAGAGGCCACCGUCAAUAAGUAUAAGUCGGUAUUUCAUCCGCGCCACUCUAUCCUUCUGUCUAUAAAACACGCACUAGCGCAACUGUACGGGCGUGUGGAUGGGUACGGCCUCGACGAGCUUCCCGAUCUUAUACUGGAGCGUAAAGCUGAAUUUUGUCGUUUGGUUCUGAAGACUCUUGAUGUUAUUACGCCGGGGGACAGCAGAAUGAGAGCAAUGAUGAUCUACGAACUUCACGCACCACUUAUGUAUCUAGCGAGAAGCGAAUUUAGUGCUGGACUCAUUACAAAAGAGAAAUUAAAAGAGCGACUGCAAGAACCUAUCCAGUGCCUCGCGGAUGCAGCUAGAAUACUGAGUCGCGAAGACCCACAAAGUCCAGAAGGCAUUACAGGACAAAUUGCAUACCAAUCUAUGGAGCAACUGAAAGCAAGUCUCGAGGCACUAUAA
This is a messenger RNA of Parnassius mnemosyne (clouded apollo), 1476 nucleotides long. NCBI's taxonomy places the organism in Eukaryota, Metazoa, Arthropoda, Insecta, Lepidoptera, Papilionidae. The record is from the annotation of a GenBank genome assembly.